Molecule: messenger RNA, 3702 nt
Organism: Chlamydomonas reinhardtii
Lineage: Eukaryota; Viridiplantae; Chlorophyta; Chlorophyceae; Chlamydomonadales; Chlamydomonadaceae
Exons: 17
Coding region: 328-2784 (818 amino acids)
Molecular function (GO): ATP binding; ATP hydrolysis activity
Source: RefSeq, a predicted model, not a curated record
GGCAAAAGCACAAGGAUGCCCUUUGAGGUGCUCUGGCUUUGCCUACCAAUUGUUAUCAGCAAAUUCGCUUGGGCAGCGUGAAACGCCGGAUGAAACGCGACCCCCUCCACAUGGAAUUCGGCAGCAACUAUUGUAUUGCGCGAAUUUGCCUCAAGUGAAGUAAUCAAGUUGCUUGCUGACCAUGUGAUAUUAGGAGCCAGACCGAGCGGCCUGAGCGAAACUGACAACCCUGUACCGGUAUUCACGGCGCACCUUCUGCAUUUGCGGGGCGUAUGCAUACAGUAUAAACGUGCCACGUUUACAUAGCAAUAAAUAUUCCAAGCCAACAUGCCUGAACGCCUAGCCUCGGAUUCCAGCGAUAGUGACAAUGGAGAGCCCCCGUCCAGUUCAGCUGUGGUGGAGGUGCAGGUACAGCUGUCUCGCUUCCACCUAGAAACACUGGAGGGAAGCGCCACAGGGGACGUGGAGGUGCGGGGUCUGACGCUGGGAGUGGAGAAGCGGGAGCUGCUCACGGAUGCCAUCCUCUUCCUCAAGUCGGGCGUGCGGUACGGCCUGAUAGGUCGGAACGGCACCGGCAAGAGCACAUUGCUGCGUGCCCUGGCCAACAAGGUCAUUCCGGGUCUGCCACGUGACAUGAAGAUCGUGUACGUGGAGCAGGAGAACGUGCCCGGCGACGACCGCAGCGCGCUGCAGACGGUGCUGGACGCGGGCAGUGCGCGGGGGCGGCUGGCGGGCCAGAUAGCCGAGCUGGAGGCGGCGCUGGACGAGGAUCCCGAGGGCGGACAGGAGGAGGAGAGCGGAGACGCCAAUGACCCAGAGCAGGAGCGGUCCGAGGGAGCCCAGGGAGGCGCGGAGGGCGCGACGGACAGCAGCCAUGGCGGCGGCCCGGGUACAACUGGCGAGCCUCGGCCGCCGCCACAGCAGCGGCUGACGCGGCACCAGCGCCGACUGGUGGAGUGCGUGAGGUCCAUCUUGGCGUCUCGCGCUGAGGGCACGGCUGUGGAAGCGGAGCAGGCGGCGGCGCGGCGCAGUCGCUUGCGCGGCAAGGUGGCGCUGAAGAAUGCACUGGCCGCGCGGGAGGCUGCGCGCAAGACCCAAGAGGAUGAGUUGUCGCUGGACAAGGCUUCCUCGAUGGCGCCUCAGCUGCUGGCGGAUCUGUAUGAGGAGUUGGAGGAGCUGGGCGCCAGCGAGGAGGAGGAACUGGCGGCAGCUGGCGCCGUGCUUGAGGGACUGGGCUUUGGGCUGGAGCAGCGUGACACGCCCACCAAGCAGCUCAGCGGCGGGUGGCGCAUGCGGGUGGCACUGGGCUGCGCGCUGCUGGCCCGGCCGCACCUGCUGCUGCUGGACGAGCCCACCAACCACCUGGACAUUCUGUCCAUCCUGUGGCUGCAGAACCGCCUGGCCACUUGCUGCGAGGGGCAGACGCUGGUGCUGGUCAGCCACGACCGGGCGUUCCUCAACGCGGUGACGCAGGAGACCAUCAUCCUGCGCGACGGCGCCCUGACCUACUUCCCCGGCGCCUACGACGCCUACAUGCAGGCGAAGGCGGAGGCGUCUGUGCACAAGGAGCGACAGUUGGCGGGGCAGGAGCGGCAACGGGCGCACCUCGAGGCCACCAUACAGCGCGCCGAGAAGGCGGCACGCGACGCGGGCGACGACAAGCGGCUGCUGCAGGCUGCCAGCCGCAAGAAGAAGAUUGACCGGAUUGGAUCGGAUAAGACCGCCGACGGCAAGAAGUUCAAAGUGUCAUACUGGGCCGGCUACCACGAUACGCAGCGGCCGCAGGUUGAGUUGGACAGACCCGAGGAGCCCGUGGUGAUGCAGCUGCCACCGCCCGAGGCCCUGCGACAGCGCGGCCCCCUGCUACAGCUCCGGGACGUCACCAUCGCCUACGGCGGCGGCUCUGCGGCUGUAGCAGCGGCGGAGGCGGCUACAGCCGCUGCCGCUGCGGCGGCAGCUGCCGCGGCAGCGAAUCCCGUCACGAGCAGCACGCGUGGUGGCAAGAAUGCGGUGACGGCCGGGAAGAAGGCGGCAGCAGAGGCGGCUGCGCAGGCGGCGGCUGCCGCAGAGGCGGUGGCGGCGGAGGCGCGUGCGGCGGCGGGCGUGGUGCUGUCGCACGUGACGUUUGAUGUGGAGGCCGGAAGCCGUAUUGGCCUGCUCGGCCUGAACGGCAGUGGCAAGUCCUCGCUGAUGCGCGUGCUGGCGGGACAGCUGGCGCCUGCAGCCGGCGAGGUGGUGGCGCCCGCCUCCUCGCGUCUGGUCGUGGCAUGCCUGGACCAGCACAGCGGCCGGCGGCUGCUGCAGCAGCACGGCAGCAGCAUCAGCACGGACGGCGGGCCGGCCACGCCGUUCUCAGCCGUGCAGGCUCGCUGCCCCACUCUGCGGCAGCAGGAGGUGUUUGACUACCUUGGCAAGUUCGCGGUGCCGGGGCCGCUGGCCUCCACACCGCUGGCGGCGCUCAGCGGCGGGCAGCGCUGCCGCGUGGCGCUUGCGAUGGAGAUGCUGGCAAAGCCGCACGUGCUACUCCUGGACGAGCCCACCAACCACCUGGACCUAAUCACGGUGCAGGCGCUGGCGGCCGCCGUGAAUGAGUGGGAGGGAGCUAUGGUGAUCGCCAGCCACGACUUGCAGUUCCUGAAGGACACGUGCAACCAGGUGUGGGUGGUGGAGGAUGGCAGCGUAAAGCGGCAGCCGCAGCCGGAGCCGGCGGACGCAGUAGCGGACUUUGCGGCACGGCUUUCGCAGCGGCUUCGGCGGAGGGCUGAGCGCGGCAGGCGGCAGUAGCCGGCGGCGCCAUCCGGCAGGAUGUGGUGGCAGCGUGCAUGGCCCACGCGGUUGAAGCUAUCAAACCUUAACGAACCAAACCACAUGCUAGCUUCUUGCAUGCACGCACGCAUAUGAAUGCGAAGCUGCCAGGCAUUAUGUAUAAGGGGCAACGCAUCUAAAGAAAGCAUGAACGGUGUUGCAGUUUGGCUAAAGUGCAGUGCCACAUGCAUGGUAAAUGGCAGAACGUGGAUGGCUUGGCUGGUCUGGUGUGUGGCUCAUACAUGGUAUGGCAGGGAGCUUCUUUACGUCGUUAUGAAUGCAACAUUGCACAAGGAUAGUACGAUGAGGGACCACUUCAAAUGGAGGAUAUGCGCGGUGUGGGCGUAGGAUGUUAUGGCUGAAGCAGGACUGGCAAGCUGCACGUACUAGGCCCAAAUUGGGGUGGAGCAGCGUUCGUGCCAGGAGGGUGUGCCACGUCGUGCCUUGCAAAAAGAAACAGGGCACAGCGUGUGUGGACAUCUGGUAGGGGCUUGGCCAUGACGCCAUAGAUGGGCAUGACAGAUGGUGGCUGCAUUGACGUGAAGUGGGUGAUCUCGGGGUGAACGUCCCGCAGGGGUUGCAUCACGGGUCUGGGUCUGCUGGUCUGGCGCAAAAUGGGCCUGAGCCCCCCAGGAGGGUAGGAAAUCCGAAAAGUUGCCGGUGGCCUCUGGUUACCGGGCUACCCUGCCGAGCCAACUUUGGCUGCGUGCGCGGGGGUUCGAAGCUGGCUGGGGCGGGUCGCCGCGGCAGUCCAGAUGCCUGCGCCGAGGGAUGGCAGAUGCCUGCGCGACCCCGCGCCAUCAGCACGAAUGCCUGCGCUAGGCAUUGCAGAUGCCGCGGCGCCCCUGCUAGCACAUCCGAGCUGCCUAUUGUAGCCACCUAGUUGCUUGGUAAAAA